This is a messenger RNA of Poecile atricapillus (Black-capped chickadee), 831 nucleotides long. RefSeq names its product leucine rich repeat containing 18 (gene LRRC18). The transcript has a single exon. Bases 1 to 831 code for a protein of 276 amino acids. The record is from RefSeq and is a predicted model, not a curated record. Gene Ontology annotation, molecular function: protein binding. NCBI's taxonomy places the organism in Eukaryota, Metazoa, Chordata, Aves, Passeriformes, Paridae.
AUGCCCAAGGGAAAAGGUCCACAAGGGAAAAGGAUCACCUUGAAAGUGGCCAAAAAUGCAGUCCGGGUACUUUUUAAUGGAAGGCGCCGUCUUGAGUUAGGCAAAAUGGGCAUUGCCACCUUCCCCAAGUGCAUUCUGGAACUGGCUGAUGUGGAGGAACUUGAUUUGAGCAGAAACUUGUUAAGAAAGAUUCCAAACACCAUUGAGAAGUUCCAGAAUCUGAUGUGGCUGGAUCUGCACAGUAAUCAGAUUGAUGAGCUGCCCGCAGCAAUAGGCACACUUCAGAACCUUACUUUCCUGAAUUUAUGCAACAACAAGUUGACCACAAAAGGUCUACCACAAGAGUUGACGCUUCUCAGGAACCUGCGUACUCUCAACCUUGGCUUGAACUGCCUUGAGACUAUUCCCACCACUCUUGGGUCCCUGAGGGAACUUAUUGAGCUAGGUCUCUUUGACAACUCCUUGACCAUCAUCCCUAAGAGUGUGAAAAAGCUCCCCAAGCUUGAGAGACUGAAUGUAAAAAGAAACCCUUUACCAGAAUUUGCGGAGGAAGAAAAGCCAAUUGACACCGUUAAACGCAUAGAAUCACUUUACCUAAUUGAAAAGAAAGACCUGUGUGGUUCCUGCCUAGAGACGUGUCAGGGUGAGAGGGACGAGCUGCACAAGUUAGAGGACAUGGCACCCGGCCCCUCAGAUAAGCCAAGUUUCCCUUCACUCAGUACACCAAAUUCCACUGCAAGGGAUAACCAAGAAGAAUGGAGAAUAAAAGAAGAAGACGACAAUGACAAUCCUGGAAAUAUACCAGGGAACUCUGCAGACCAUGUUCCAUGA